AUGGCAACUAUACAUGCAUAUUUAAGGAAUGCUAACAAUGAUAUUGAAAAUGCAGAAGACACAGUAUUGUAUGGAUCAUCCACUAGUAAUAAGGUUAGUUUGGCAAAAAAUGACGGUCUUAACAACUGUAACAUUACAUUACUUGACAAACCAUGAAUAAAUUAAAGUGGUACGUAAGAGGCAAAUUUCAGGCAAUCAAAUGUGGCAUUCAAUUUGGGCACAUUGGUGACAUUGCCACUUCAAUGGGGUAACUUUUGGAAUAACUGUUGUUCACAGUAAUCUUUUGGUUUUAGAUUGAGAGCUGGUGGAGAGAACUACAUCACCGUCUUGAGAAGUAUUUCAAGCACCAAUUAAACAGACUUUUUGAUGAUGGACUAUAUGAUCCAGAUAACCAAACUGAUAGGUGGGGUAUAUCAAAAUACAGUGAUGGACCGGACUAUAAUCUGUAUUAGUGCAACCAUAUUAAGUACAAUUAAUUAUCAGUUACGCAUAAUAAAUAUUUCUUUGUUUCUUUUCGAAGAUACCUUUUGGCUUUUGUAUACAUACCAGUCUUACAAAAAGAACUUAAUACAUUUUGUGAAACUGUAUGGAAUUCACAUCGUGUUAGGUGUCAAAGAGAUGCCCAAUUACCAAAGGGGGUACCAAACCACCUUUACAGUUUUCCUGAACAAUAUGAGGCUAGAGACUAUGGUAAUUAUGUAUUUAGUUAACAUUUAACCCAUUUCACCCAGAAUACAUUUUUUUACCUUUCUUGGCUUCUCGUAGAUUAUUACACAGUAUAAGUUAAUUUAACAUCUUCAUGGGAUGAUGAAAAUGUAAUAUAGCACUAUCCACCAGAUACUACCAGAUAGUCAACCUCUUACCCAGGGUCUUUCCUCUUGGGGAGCAAAGACCCUGGUCACGUGAUCUGCUAAAAUCUAGCAGAUUUCUAAUUAACUAUCUUGGUUUUCUUUACGACAAUCAUACAAAAUGUAAAUUAUAAAUUAAACUAUCAAAAUAAUCCAAAUAUCAAAUGUUUAUUGACCUGAUCUUGGAUUGCUAAUUAAAAAUCUGCUAGAUUUUAGCAGAUCACGUGACCAGCGUCUACCAGGGUCUUUGCUCCCCAAGAGGAAAGACCCUGGGUACGAGGUUGCCAGAUAGUGUUUGUUUGUACCCCACAUACACUGUUUCACAGUACAGAGGAACUGUACUAAGUAUACUCUACCUUGCAGGUUUACCAGUUUCCAAGGAAGCCCUUGAUGAAGUUGCAGAAAUAUCAGGGGUACUUGAUGCUCAUGAUGACUACUUACCAGUAGAUGUCAGAGAGCAAUGUGAAGCAAUAAUCCCAGAAAUAUGUGAAGUAAAAAGUAAAAAUGCUGCUGAAACAUACUUAUUUUUAAAGGCACACUAUGUGUACUCAGAAUAG
Messenger RNA from Paramuricea clavata, 1405 nucleotides. The record is from the annotation of a GenBank genome assembly. Lineage: Eukaryota; Metazoa; Cnidaria; Anthozoa; Malacalcyonacea; Plexauridae.